This is a messenger RNA of Botrytis cinerea B05.10, 1366 nucleotides long. RefSeq lists its product as hypothetical. The record is from RefSeq and is a predicted model, not a curated record. Lineage: Eukaryota; Fungi; Ascomycota; Leotiomycetes; Helotiales; Sclerotiniaceae. The transcript has a single exon. The coding region runs from base 166 to 738 and encodes 190 amino acids.
GGGAACGGAACGCGGGCCCAGCAUGUCCAGGAGUCAGUAUCGGAAAUGUGUGCAGGCGAUCUGCAUGGCGAUGCAGCAAUCAGCCGGCGCUGGAAUUCCCGGCAUAUGGAAGUGAUUAUCUUGAGAAUGAGCCAUUGGGAUCGGAAGUGAAGAUUCCUCUUCGUGAUGGGUUUUGUAUUGGAUCGCAUUGUUCGACUGUGUAUUGGGAUUGUGGUGUUGAUGGAUCGGAAAUGGGAAAAGUGGUUUGCGGUUCUGCUGGUCCUUGGAUGUGAAAUUCCGGCACGUCUUAUGAUCGAUGAUUCUGACGAGCCUCCAAAGGGAAAGAUCUCGCGGCUACGCGUCAGGCGUAGUAGUCAACGAACACUCCAAACUUCCAUCUACCUCCUCCCCCAUCACGUCAUCACGACCAUCCUAUUUCGGCACCGUCAACGAGCACCGCAAUCUCCUAAAUUCGGUUCAGGGUAUACUUCAAGCCAUGAUCGCGCAACCACAAAUCGCAAAUGCUUCGGCGCCAACUCUACUCCACGCAGACUUACACACCCAGAACAUAUGUAUUCCAGACGAAGACCCAACUUCGCUCACACGUGUCAUAGACCAGCAAUCGAGCUCCACCGAACCUGCCUUCAUCUAUACCAGCGACAUGGCAGACUUCGCUCGGGCUCCCAAAACCUCAUCCGAAUCAGAGCAUCCCAGUCCCGAGCCUCCUUCAUCCGAACAAGACAGAACACAAAAAGGUAGCUAGCUUCCUACUGUAUCCAGACGUACGAAAUCUGCAUGCAGAAUUCCACUCCCAAGAAGAUGCGGGUAUCGCGAUCCCUCGAUGUGUUACUCACCCGACCAUUCCAACACUCAGACACACUUCCCAGCUUAAUAGUGCCGCGGCGAUCCGACAAGAAUUUCUCCAUCUCAGCUCGAAGUGGGAGAAUAUAGAUUUAGCGGGCAAAUAUCCGUACGUUGCCAUCCCCGAGGAGCUUGCAAGACAUCAGAAACAACACCGAGCAUUUGAGCGCGCACAGGAGCUCAAACAGAUGCUGAUGCAACUUCUGUUUGUGGAUUCCGACGGAUGAGUAUCCAUUGAGCACUGGGAGGAGGUGAGACGAGCCCACAAAGUCAUUUAUGAGCUUGCGUUGGAAAAUGUAGAGGAAGAGGGAGAUGACUCGAUGACCGAGAAGAAUUUGAGGGAGUUGUGUGUGGCAUUUUGAUGAUGGGAAAUUUUGAACGGUGAAUUGUUACUUUGUCAUCUUGAUCUACCCAGCAUAUGCUACUCUGCCUCCACGGCAGUGGCCCCCGGAGGGCCAGCGGAGCGUCAUUCAAAUAGCAAAUGGCUAUAAAGAGUACUCAAUAUAAUACCUGACAUCACAAUACA